CUCUUUACACGUCAUCAUCAGGGGCCGGUAGUGAAGCGCGCGGUAUUUUGAAUACAAGGAAAAACAAACAGUCGCGAGCAUUAUUUUCGAUUUUCAAAACGGUAAACUAACUCCUUCAAAGAACCAAAACAUGUCGAAGAAAGCACCGAGAGCAGCCCUAAAGCUCCAUAUGAAGAAGAACACUAAUAUACGGAUAGGAAAAAACGCAGACUUGAUGGCCCAGCUCAACCUCCUGGUUGUCCUGCAUCGUCUAGCGGAGGAGUCCAGGGUGAAGGCCUUUGAGGAGAAAUCAGCAACCAUCAAAGUUCACCACGUCAGAGCUGUUGCAAAGAAACUGUUAAAGAGCACACGUGGAUAACAUGGAUGACGGGAGUUCCCCAUCACAACCCUUUAUUUCUUCACCAGCAUUGACCCCAUGAACUCAAAGUUACUUAGAGACUUCAGAAUGUGUGAGCUACAGUAUAGAGCACACAGUGUAUAUGGCCUGUCAAAGAUGAACAUUUUACUUUUAUUCAUUCCGUAGAACUUUUAGGUGCACAAUGGAAUUUAUGUUGCCUUGUCUCAGCUUUGGGACCAUUAUUAGGCUGUGAUCUGUAAUCAGUUUCUCUUCAUGAUUGUUAAACUUUUGCUUCUAGUUUUGUGUAAAUCAUGUAUGAUGGACAGUAUCUAGCCCAGAUAUCUAAAGCAACACAUGUGUCCCUCAUCUCGUUGGAUCGUAUUAUGACUUAAUACUUGUUAAUAAACAAUUUGUACCACUUAACUUGGGUAACACAUGGUUGAGUAACCGUGCAGUGUUUCUUUCUUCGCUCUGUAAAGCAACAAGAUAUUUGGCUCUCUGCCAUUGACAACACUGGGACCAUUAUCUGUGGCUGCUCAAGAAAACAGGUUUUUAGCAGGAAAGUUCACUCAGAUGAUAUUUCGCUCUCCUGUGUUGACUCAGUAUCAGUUGAAUGUCUUGUAACGAGAUUUCAAAUUAUUUCAAAUUUAAUUACUAAUAUUUGAGUGACCUAUAAGAAAAUACACAAAAUCUGUUUUCCCAGCCCAGGAUACCAUAAAAUCAUCUUAAAAAUGAGAAAAUGAGUGCAAAAUGCAGUUAACAUUUGAAAUCGUAUGUAUAUGCUUUGACAUUUUCAUUACAAGCGCUAAAACAUCUAAAGUAGUUUAAUUGUGAAAUUCACCUACUUGAAGAGGUUUUUUAUAAAAUCUGAAAUAAAUUUUCCUUCCUACCACUGGAUACUGCCUGACAUAUAGUAAUUCUGUAUAGUAAUACUGUGUUUCUGACAUGUAGUACCAUUCAAAAGUUGAGCAUGGUAGGAUUUAUAAAUGUUUUUGAAAGAAGUCUCUUAUGCUCACCAAGGUUGCAUUUAUUUGAUCAAAAAUGCAGUAAAAACAGUAAUAUUGUGAA
Messenger RNA from Onychostoma macrolepis, 1405 nucleotides. RefSeq names its product centromere protein W (gene cenpw). Bases 131 to 358 code for a protein of 75 amino acids. The transcript is spliced from 3 exons. Gene Ontology annotation, molecular function: DNA binding; protein heterodimerization activity. The record is from RefSeq and is a predicted model, not a curated record. Gene Ontology annotation, biological process: chromosome segregation; kinetochore assembly; mitotic cell cycle. NCBI's taxonomy places the organism in Eukaryota, Metazoa, Chordata, Actinopteri, Cypriniformes, Cyprinidae. Gene Ontology annotation, cellular component: kinetochore; nucleoplasm.